Molecule: messenger RNA, 2179 nt
Organism: Tuber melanosporum (Perigord truffle)
Lineage: Eukaryota; Fungi; Ascomycota; Pezizomycetes; Pezizales; Tuberaceae
Exons: 1
Coding region: 1-2001 (666 amino acids)
Cellular component (GO): actin cortical patch
Molecular function (GO): phosphatidate phosphatase activity
Source: RefSeq, a predicted model, not a curated record
AUGCAAUCUCAAGAAGGAGCUGGAAAUAGCUGGGGGAGCUAUUAUAGGUCAAUCGCCGGACUGGCAGAUUCCCCGGAGGAGGGCGGGCGGGAAAGAGGAGGGCGCCGGAAAAGAAUUACCGACUUUCUGAAAACCGCAAACGAGUUGAGACAGAGCUACACAUCUGGGUACACGAACAGGUCCGCGGAGCUGGAAAAGGAACCUAUGGACGGUUCGGGGGACCAAGGGAAUUGGCCCGAUAUAGAGGUUAUGAAGGGCGGCGAUGAAGAGCUAGUCUUAUUCCCGUGUUACGCUAGAGAACGGCCGCCAGGCCCGCAGGGAAAACCGUCUUUUCAGAUGAACUUAGGGAAAGAAGAGGAUUGGUGGGGCGAAGAGCAACCUACCGAAAGGGAUGAUAAUAUUGUCGACGUCGAUGUUCGUGGAUGGCUUUUUGCUCCCCACUCUGUUCCAUUAAGCAGAAAAAACCGCUAUCUGAUCUGGGUUGCCCGGCAGCUUUGCGGUCUUCCUGUGCAGGCUUCCCAGGCAGCUGGGCCAACACCCGCGGAAGCAGAGGCUACAAGUAAGGCUGCUGCACCCACAGAAGCUAAACAUACAACCCGAACCAUCAGCUCAAGCACUGAACUAUUACAAGUAUUAGAUCUUCAACACACCAAAUCAACACCUACCAUCAGCGCAAACCUUGCCCUCUCAAGUACACAAGCUGAAGCUCAGCCAGAUGCCAGUGCGGCCCAUAAUGCCCUGAUAUCCCGAUUGGCUCCAUUCAUGCACCGCCCUAUUCCUUCGGUGCCAAUCACCCUCUUCUUCUAUAAUUCCAAAAUGUCACUAUCUCGUAGGCUCCGGACAUCCGAUGCCGGCCAUUUCUUCACCCGGGUAGCACUUCCUUUCAUGCCCACCCAUAUUAAAGUCCUUGCGUCAGAGACCCUCUCCGCCAAUGAAAAAGUUGUGCUUCACCGCGCGGAAGGUUUUUCUGUUAUCUCUGACAUUGACGACACAGUAAAGCACUCCGCAAUUUCGAUGGGUGCUCGUGAAAUGUUUCGUAAUACGUUUACAGCUCCACUACCUAGUCUCACUAUUCAAGGUGUCGCGGACUGGUAUUCGAAGCUUGCAGAAGAACCCUAUAGUGCUAAUUUCCACUACAUUUCCAAUAGCCCUUGGCAGCUGUAUCCUGUUCUCAAGGAGUUUUUCCAAGAAGCUGGCCUCCCGCCAGGAAGUAUGCACCUGAAGCAAUACUCGGGAAUGUUACAAGGUAUUUUCGAACCUGUCGCAGAACGCAAGAAAGUUACUGUGGAGAGAGUCAUCCGAGACUUCCCGAACCGAAAGUGGGUGCUUGUUGGCGAUUCAGGGGAGGCAGAUUUAGAGGUCUAUACAGAAGUUGUCCAGAAGUUCCCUGGAAAAGUGCUCGGUGUUUUCAUUCGGGAUGUCACGAGUACUGAUGAAGGGAAAGGCUUCUUUGAUGCCGAUUAUCCUGGAAGUACCAAAUCAGAACCAUUAAUUGGGAGCAAAGGGUACGAAAGAAAGCCUCUUCUUCCCCCGCCGCCUCCACCAAGAAGUUCAACUAUCUCGUCGGUACUUGAGGGUGAUUUACUUGGGCUUGGUGGUCCACUCUCGACUCCUCGUUCCGAGUCUCAAGCCUUGAUGAAUAGCAACAGGACGCCUCCACCCCGCCCCCCAAAGCCCCGUGAGCUCCGAGGGGUACCAAAAACUUCCUCAUCUUUCUCACCGUCUACUAUACAUACCGAUGUUCUGCGGACACCACAAACCCCACCGCCACCGCUGCCUCGUCGAAUAGCAGCCACUCUUGAGCAUCAAACAAGGUCCCCCUCUCCUACCCAAUCACAAGAGAGCCUCCUUAGCAAGAAAGAAGGGUUAUGGAGAAGGCGAUGGGAGCGGGCACAAGAUAUCUGCGAGGAGAACGGAGUGAUCUUGAGACGGUGGAAAGUUGGAAGCGAUGUUGAAGCGGAAUGCAGGGCGGUAGUGGAAGAGGGUCUUUGGGGACGAUAGCACCGGAAAAUCCUUUUACUUUGUUUAUCUCUUGUUUCCCUUUCUGUAAUCCCUAGGCAUUGAACCGUCUUUUCUUGGCUUGACCAUUUCUUUGGGUAGCUCAGGAUUCGGCUGGAAUAGGUUAGAAUGGGUUCUGACCUGAGAAUGAACCAAAUCGCGUAUACUAUUCAAUUUUUGA